This is a messenger RNA of Melanaphis sacchari, 2604 nucleotides long. It is a transcript of the gene shaker, whose product is annotated as potassium voltage-gated channel protein Shaker. Gene Ontology annotation, biological process: potassium ion transmembrane transport; protein homooligomerization. The record is from RefSeq and is a predicted model, not a curated record. Gene Ontology annotation, cellular component: membrane; voltage-gated potassium channel complex. The coding region runs from base 668 to 2341 and encodes 557 amino acids. Lineage: Eukaryota; Metazoa; Arthropoda; Insecta; Hemiptera; Aphididae. The transcript is spliced from 8 exons. Gene Ontology annotation, molecular function: protein binding; delayed rectifier potassium channel activity.
AAACAGUACCUAAUAAUAAAAAUAAUAAUAAUAACAAUAACAAUAAUUAUUAUCAUUCUUAUUAUUGUAAUAAUGUAAUUAUUUGCGUUUAGUACAAUACGAACGUUUCAGUGUGUAGGUGCACAUUGUAAUGGAUAGAUAGCAUUAAAAACGGCAGUGAACAAUAUUAAUAAUGUGAUAAUAUGUUAUUUUCAUGACAUUGUAAUAUUAAUAAUAAUUAGUGUAAAAGUGAAAACAUAAUAUUAAAAUACGACACUGCGGUAUCACAACACGUACGGAAGAGACCGGAUGUAAUGAAGUUCAUACGGAAUCGGAUAUCGUAACAACCGACGAUAAUAGCAUAUUAAUAACAUUAUAAUAAUUAUUAUUGUCACCGCGUGCGGCCGUUCCGGUUCUGUCGUCACCGACCGAUGGGACUGCAGCGGGCGAUGAGGCGCCACCGAGGAAGACUGUCGUCCGGACUGCGGUCGGCUGGUGCAUCAUCGGCGGCGGAGGCGGUUGCGGCCACUGCGACUGUGGCCGUCUCCUCGGCUGCAGCCGUGUACGGCGUGGGCUGUGGCGGUGCCGCGGCGGUGGCCGCGUCCACAGUGCAGACGACGUUAUAAUAUAUCGUUACGCCGUGCGCGCGAGGACGCGGCACGGCGACGCGCUCAGUGUAUAGAUAUAGAUGAGUGGCCGCGGCGGCACUGGCCUUUGUUCGGACCGGAAACCGCGUCGGAAACGCAUUCAGAGGUCACUGCCGAAACUCAGUACCCAAGACGAAGACGGCUGUGGUCCAGGGGCAAGUCUUGGCACAGGCCUCACACACGGUCAUCCUCAACACUGUUCGGGGAGCGCAACAUUCGAGCCGAUACCACACGAUCACGAUUUCUGCGAAAGAGUAACAAUCAACGUGAGCGGUAUGAGGUUCGAGACACAGCUGCGGACGUUGAACCAGUUCCCGGACACGCUGCUGGGCGACCCGUGUCGACGGAUGCGGUACUUCGACCCGUUGCGCAACGAGUACUUCUUCGACAGGAACCGACCGACGUUCGACGCCAUCCUCUACUAUUACCAGAGCGGUGGUCGACUGAGGAGGCCAACUACGGUGCCGUUGGACGUGUUUUCCGAGGAAAUAAAGUUCUACGAACUCGGCGAACUGGCCACCAAUAAAUUUAGGGAAGAAGAAGGUUUUAUAAAAGAAGAAGAGAAACCACUGCCAAAACCCGAGUUCCAACGGAAGGUGUGGCUAUUAUUCGAGUACCCGGAAAGCUCCCAAGCCGCUCGAGUGGUGGCCAUCAUAUCCGUAUUCGUCAUAUUACUGUCCAUCGUGAUAUUCUGUCUAGAAACAUUGCCAGAGUUCAAACACUACAAGGUGUUCAACACGACGACUAAUGGUACAAAAAUUGAGGAGGACGAGGUGCCUGACAUCACCGAUCCGUUCUUUUUAAUUGAGACCAUAUGCAUCGUGUGGUUCACGUUCGAGCUGUCCGUCCGCUUUCUCGCCUGCCCUAAUAAGUUGCACUUCUUCAAAGACGUGAUGAACACGAUCGACAUAAUCGCUAUAAUACCGUACUUCAUCACAUUGGCCACGGUGAUUGCAGAGGAGGAGGACCCCACGAUGAACCUGCCAAAAGCGCCGCAGAACCCGCAGGACAAGAGCACCAACCAGGCCAUGUCAUUGGCCAUACUCAGGGUCAUCCGGCUCGUGAGGGUUUUCAGGAUAUUCAAACUAUCCCGACAUUCCAAGGGAUUGCAAAUUCUCGGGCGCACCCUAAAAGCCUCCAUGCGAGAACUGGGACUGCUCAUAUUUUUCUUAUUUAUCGGUGUGGUGCUAUUCUCGAGCGCGGUGUACUUCGCCGAAGCCGGCUCAGAGAAUUCCUUCUUCAAGUCCAUCCCGGACGCAUUCUGGUGGGCUGUUGUUACCAUGACGACUGUGGGCUAUGGUGACAUGACACCAGUGGGCGUGUGGGGGAAAAUUGUCGGUUCACUGUGCGCGAUUGCCGGUGUGCUCACAAUCGCUCUGCCCGUGCCCGUCAUCGUGUCCAACUUCAACUAUUUCUAUCACAGAGAGACUGACCAAGAAGACAUGCAAUCGCAGAACUUCAACCACGUCACUAGCUGCCCUUAUCUUCCCGGUACUUUAGGUCAACACAUGGUGAAAUAUCCUUCGGGCGGUGACUCGACGUCGGACCUGAUGGAUUUGGAGUCGGCCGACAAUUGUCUGCUGGACGCGGAGCUGGACGAACCGCCUCUGUCGUUGCCGCCGCCGCAGCAACCAAAAAAGUUCAACAGCUGUGCCACCGUGGUCAGGCUCAACAACAACAGCAUCAAAAGGUUCAGUGUCGAAACUGACGUCUGACUAGCAGUAUUCAAAUUGCAAUCCGGCGGCCGUCCAGGUCUCCAAACGCCUUUAAGGUGCUGUGCUGUGAUAGCUAAGAUGUUUCCUUCGUUAAGUUACCUCCGACAAGUUUAUUUAUAAUAUUUUUUUAAGCGAAUAUUAAUAACGAUAAUAAAAAUUGUACUCAGAAUCUCACUCUUUUGAAGGGAUAAUUUUCUAAUAACAUAUUGAGCCAACAUAAUAAUAUUAUAUAAUGCAUAAUACCACAAUUAUUAUUAUCCAAA